Molecule: messenger RNA, 1218 nt
Organism: Styela clava
Lineage: Eukaryota; Metazoa; Chordata; Ascidiacea; Stolidobranchia; Styelidae
Source: RefSeq, a predicted model, not a curated record
UCGAGAUGAAAAUCUUAGUAGUUUUUAUCUUAAACUACGUCACCACUUCAUCCUGGUGCCAAGAUGAGACAGUGUUCCACUGCUCUCCCAAGCCUGGUUGCCAGAUCGCACAAUGUGAUCCUGUUGCUGUAGGAUGGGACAGGCCAGGCUUCAACAUUGAUGAACAUCUGCAUGACAAAGAGUUUCCGAUUACAUGCAAACCUAAGAGUGCGAAAAAUUUGCAGAAUACUGUCAACUUGUUUUCAUUAGUGACCAGAAAUACUUUGGACAUUGGACAUAUCAAAUCAGAUUUAAGAGAUCUAGCAGAGAACGUCAAUGAUAAAAUAAAAAACACUGAUGUUUCUGAGGAAGAGGAAAGUGACAUCAAAAUCAAAGAACAAUCUAAAGAAAUUAACAAUCUCCGAGAGAAAGAUAGACGGCAGUCUGAGGAAAUAAAGAAAUUGAAGGAAGAAAGUGACAGCAAAUUUAAAGAACAAUCUAAAGAAAUUAACAAUCUUCGAGAGAAAGAUAGACGACAGUCUGAGGCAAUAGAGGAAUUGAAGGAAGAUUUGACCAAAGUUCUAGAAAUGAAUAUUAAUGUGGUAGAAGACAACAAAAAGAUGAAGAAAGCAAUAUCCCGGAUUGAGCAAAAACUUUCCGUUACGGAAAAUCCUCAGCAACUGCGAACUAGGUCCGGACAAACGGCCAUACCAACAACAAAGAGCCAAACAACCUUGAAACCAACCCCACCUCCAGAAAACUGCAAAUUGAAAAUCGGGAAUAUCUGUUAUUUCGCUGUGAUAUAUGAUGAAUGGAAUGUCACCUACGACGAAGCAGUUAAUAUUUGUAAGAAACGUAACGCAGAUCUUGGGUUGAUUCGAGAUGAAGUAUCUUACAAUGCGACCAUAAAUUACUUGGGAAGAAAUAUCCCAAAAGGAGUGAUGUUGAUCCAUAUAUGGACAGGGAUCCAGUUUGAUCCAAUCACUCGUGACGUCGAACCUGCAGAUUCAUUUAUUGAAUGGAGUCAAAAUAUAUUUGUCGCAAAAUUUCCACUUACGGGAGCCAAGUAUAAGGAUUACAGAAAUAUUUUAUUUCUUGUUCAUUCCAACCUGAAUUCUCGUUUGGAUGGGAUGGCGAAUGGUUAUCCUGCUGGUAAGAGUCACGGAGUUAUUUGUGAGAUCCUGAUCUGAUGAAACGUCUGCUUGGUUGUAAAAUAUAAAUCAAUCGUUGCCUAAUCAG